Candidozyma haemuli is the source of this 981-nucleotide messenger RNA. It is a transcript of the gene BUB2, whose product is annotated as Bub2p. Gene Ontology annotation, molecular function: GTPase activator activity. Gene Ontology annotation, biological process: activation of GTPase activity; negative regulation of septation initiation signaling. The record is from RefSeq and is a predicted model, not a curated record. Bases 1 to 981 code for a protein of 326 amino acids. Gene Ontology annotation, cellular component: mitotic spindle pole body. The transcript has a single exon. NCBI's taxonomy places the organism in Eukaryota, Fungi, Ascomycota, Pichiomycetes, Serinales, Metschnikowiaceae.
AUGGAGAUUAGCAAAGGAAGAAAGAAAGACUCGAUAGAGCAGUUUAUUGAGCUGCCGCAAAUCAUUCUAGAUACUAGCCUUUCACAGCUCCGCUACAUGAUCCUCAUCGAGGGGCUUGCGGUUCCUGAUGGCUAUGAUCAAUGUCCAUACAGAGCCCACGUCUGGUCCAUCUUAUGCAGAGUCCCUGUUUAUCCUGUUAAUAAAUAUGCAAAGUUGAUAUCAGAAGUCCCGGCAAAGUUAUCUCCAGAACUAUAUCGCAAGAUAAAAAAUGAUACAUUCAGAACAUUGAUGAACGACAAGGCCUUCCAUGGCAAAGUCAGUGAGGAGUCACUAACCAGAAUCCUUCUGGCGGUCGCCAUCUCUAGGCCUGAUAAUAAAGUCGGUUAUGUUCAAGGAAUGAAUGUUUUGUUAGCGCCUAUUGCAUUUUCCUGUCAUCGAAGCGAGCCCCAGGCUUUCGCUUUGCUCCACCACUUGGUCAACGAACAGCUUCCAUUAUAUGUCACAGCAAACCUCGAUGGCGUCCAUACUGGCCUAAGUCUCGUGGAUGUGGUUCUUCGAAUCAUUGAUCCAGUGUUGAGCGAAUAUUUAGACUCCAAGUUUCUCAAAGCUGAGAUUUAUGCCUUUCCAUCCGUCUUGACAUUAUGCGCAUGUACACCAACACUUAAUUCCCUUAUAAAGCUAUGGGAUUUCUUAUUUGCAUAUGGUACUCACAUGAACAUUCUAUUCGUGGUAGCACAGCUUAUCAUGAGCAGAUCAGCUCUUCUUGAAUCCCCACAACCUAUGAAGUUAUUGCGUAACUUUCCUCCUUUGAAAGAAAACGAUAUAAUCAAACUAAGCCUUAGUUUCAUCCCAGUGCUUCCGAAGGAAUUAUACAGCUUAAUCGCAAGACACGGUUUCGACCCGGCUGUUCCCCAUCAACUUAAACACUUUAUGGCUAACAUGAAAAAUGCGUCGCCUCCUCAAAGUAAUCCACGCAAAUAA